UUGCUGUGGUCCAAUGAGGUCCGUGGUUAUGGAGCUGAUUCCUAUGGAGAGCAAAGCAUACGCAUUGGUCUUAUCACAGAUGAUCCCACGGACAGAGUACAGCAGACAUUUGAACAUGCCAUAUCCGUGGUCAAUAGUGAUCUUAGUAUUCCUCUGGUGGGUGAAACGGAGAAAGUGGCUUAUGGAAAUUCUGUGCAGGCUUUUUCCCAGCUGUGCAGCCUCAUGCAGAAUGGUGUGGGAGCUGUUUUUGGACCCGCUGCCAGACAUACUGCGGCUCAUUUGCUCAAUGCUUGCGAUGGCAAGGAUAUACCCUUUAUCUAUCCUCAUCUCUCAUGGAGUCCCCAGACGGAUGGCUUCAACUUGCAUCCGCAUCCAGAGGAUAUUUCCCAUGCUCUCUACGAUAUCAUCAACAACUUUGAAUGGUCACGUUUUAUUUUCUGUUAUGAAUCCUCUGAAUACCUGACUAUAUUAGACCAUCUGGUGACACUAUAUGGCACCAAAAGUCCCGUCAUCAAGGUCAUGCGUUAUGAUCUUAAUCUCAAUGGCAACUAUAAGUCAGUUCUUCGACGCAUUCGCAAAUCGGAGGACAGUCGCAUUGUGGUUGUGGGAUCCACAGAAGGUGUCGCCGAACUUCUGCGUCAGGCCCAACAAGUGGGGAUUAUGAAUGAGGAUUACACAUAUCUGGUAGGAAACUUGGAUCUACAUACCUAUGAGUUAGAGGAGUACAAAUAUAGCGAGGUUAACAUAACUGGAAUACGCAUGUUCGAUCCAGAUAAAAAGGAAGUGCGCGAUUUAAUUGACACUCUUAAUCAUGAAUUGGGUGAAAUUGAAACUUUAGAUUUUGGUUCCUCACCAAUUACUUUGCAAAUGGCUCUCACUUACGAUGCGGUGCGUGUUAUUGCCGAAACCACCAACAAUUUGCCAUAUCAACCACAGCAAUUAAACUGCUCCGAACGUCACGACAAUGUGCAACGAGAUGGAUCCACUUUCCGGAAUUAUAUGCGAACGAUGGAAAUCGUGGAGAAAACCAUAACAGGCCGCAUUUAUUUUCAGGGCAAUGUGCGCAAAGGAUUUAGCUUCGAUGUGAUUGAGCUACAACCUAAAGGCCUAGUCAAGGUGGGAACUUGGGAGGAGGGCAAAAAGUUUGAAUUUCAACGACCACCACAAAUAACUCAAAUAAUUGACAGUGAAGAAAACUCAUUAGUUAAUAAAACCUUCAAGGUGUUAAUCUCUGUGCCAAAUAAACCCUAUGCUAGCUUGGUGGAAAGCAUUAACACUUUAGUUGGCAAUAAUCAAUUUGAGGGCUAUGGCGUAGAUCUGAUUAAGGAGCUUGCUGAAAAACUUGGCUUUGACUAUAUCUUUCGCAAUGGUGGCAAUGAUUAUGGUUCUUUCAACAAGACCACGAAUUUAACAACUGGCUAUUUAAAGGAAAUUGUUGAAGGUCGGGCAGACUUGGCAAUAUCGGACUUAACUAUCACAUCGGAGCGAGAGGAAGUCAUAGACUUUUCUAUACCAUUUAUGAAUUUAGGUAUUGCCAUUCUCUAUAUAACGCCUAAAAAGGCAGAGCCAAAGAUCUUCUCCUUUAUGGACCCCUUUUCGCCAGAAGUGUGGGCUUAUCUGGGUAUUGCAUAUCUGGGUGUCUCCCUCUGUCUCUUUGUGCUGGGUCGUCUUUCACCUGCCGAAUGGGAUAAUCCCUACCCCUGUAUUGAAGAACCGGAAGAGUUAGAGAAUCAAUUCACCAUAAAUAAUUCUCUAUGGUUUGCUACUGGGGCGUUACUCCAACAAGGCUCCGAAAUUGCGCCCAAAGCUCUAAGUACUCGGACAAUAUCGGCUAUUUGGUGGUUCUUUACAUUGAUCAUGGUAUCCUCAUAUACUGCCAACUUGGCCGCUUUUCUGACCAUCGAGAACCCAACGAGUUCCAUAGACAGCGUUAAGGAUUUGGCUGAUAACGUUGAUGACGUACAAUAUGGAGCGAAGAAAUCGGGAUCUACCAGAAACUUUUUCUUAACUUCUGAAGAACCAAUUUAUAUAAAGAUGAAUGAAUAUAUGACCAGAAAUGCAAAAAAUUUACCAGAAUCUAAUCAGAUGGGCGUCGAGAUGGUUAACGAAAAGUAUGCAUUUUUAAUGGAGUCAACAUCUAUUGAGUAUCAUACGGUAAGACAGUGCAAUCUAAAGAAAAUUGGCGACGCUCUCGAUGAGAAAGGCUACGGCAUCGCCAUGCCCAAAAAUUGGCCAUAUCGGGAUAAGUUCAACAAUGCUUUAUUGGAAUUACAGGAACAAGGCGUCUUGGCCAGAUUAAAGAACAAAUGGUGGAAUGAAAUAGGAGCCGGUGUUUGUGGUGGCAAAAGCGACGACGAUGACAAUUCGGAACUUGGCAUGGAAAAUUUAAGUGGCAUUUAUGCUGUUCUUGUUGUUGGUUCCUGCUUAGCAUUUAUCCUUUCCUUUGCCUAUUGGUGCUUAUUUGUCUACAGAAAAGCCAAAUUCUAUGAGGUUCCUUUCUGUGAUGCACUUUCUGAGGAGUUUAAAAUUGUCAUAAGUUUUGCGGAGAAUGAACGUGCCUUGAAGAGCGCUCAGUCUGUUUACUCUCACAGUCGCAACUCUUCACAAUCCAUAGAAUCGCUCGAAACAGAUUCGGAAAACAAUGUACCGGAGGACGAUUAAGUUUAAAAAACAAGUCUGAAAGGCUAUAGUCGAGAUCCUGACCAUGGAAUACGCGUGACUUAUUUCAAAAUAUACUGAAGUACUUUAUAGAAAUUACUACCUAAUAAAAACUACUGCAUACUUUU
Molecule: messenger RNA, 2786 nt
Organism: Drosophila innubila
Lineage: Eukaryota; Metazoa; Arthropoda; Insecta; Diptera; Drosophilidae
Gene: GluRIID
Product: glutamate receptor ionotropic, kainate 2
Exons: 14
Biological process (GO): modulation of chemical synaptic transmission; synaptic transmission, glutamatergic; monoatomic ion transport
Cellular component (GO): plasma membrane; postsynaptic membrane
Molecular function (GO): transmitter-gated monoatomic ion channel activity involved in regulation of postsynaptic membrane potential; glutamate-gated receptor activity
Source: RefSeq, a predicted model, not a curated record